Molecule: messenger RNA, 1045 nt
Organism: Zingiber officinale
Lineage: Eukaryota; Viridiplantae; Streptophyta; Magnoliopsida; Zingiberales; Zingiberaceae
Exons: 5
Coding region: 62-940 (292 amino acids)
Biological process (GO): regulation of DNA-templated transcription
Molecular function (GO): sequence-specific DNA binding; DNA-binding transcription factor activity
Source: RefSeq, a predicted model, not a curated record
AAGAAGACAGCAACCCGAUCCCAUAGGGGCCGCCCAGUUCACUUCACCUCUCAGUCGAAUCAUGGACUCCACAUCCAGCUCCGCGUCCUCUUCCCCUUCCCCUUCCCCUUCCCCGUCACGCUACGGCAUAGUGGAGAUGGAGCUGGACGCCGCCGUGGCCCUGGCGAACCUGGCCGGCCAGGCGGCUGCCGUCGGGACCAGCUCCCCAGCUCAUGACAACCCCACUCAAGGUAUCUGCUCUUCUUCUGCCGCCGCUGAACAUUCCUCUGAUAUGGCCGGAUCGCGUAGCCUCAGGCCAUCUACCAAAAGAGGAACUAGGCAAAGCAUGACACAGGCAGAGAAGGAAGAGAGGAGAAUGCGCAGGGUAUUGGCUAACAGGGAGUCGGCGAGGCAGACCAUUCGCCGGCGUCAAGCCCUCAGAGAUGAGCUCACCAAGAAGGUGGCUUAUUUACGACUGGAAAACGACAGCAUGAAGCUGGAAAAGGAAUUGGCAACGCAAGAGUACCUUUCUCUUAGGGGCACAAAUGCACUGCUAAAAGAGCAGAUUGCAAUCACUGUGAGAGGUGAAAUUGACAUAAACAGCGCGGCCACAGAGAUGGAACCAUCAGAUCAACAAACUGCAGCUGGAUCCGUGAGGCCACUUUUUGUGCCAGCUUGUGCUUGGUUCCUUCCAUUGCCUCAUGAAGGUUCUACAGGAAUUGGCAGCAGUAGCAGUUUGACACCAUGUCAGUCAGCGGCAGAGAAUGAGAAGGGACCAAGAGGCGAUUUGCAGGUGAAACUGGCAACGACUGAGGACGAACAGUAUCAGGAUGCUGGCUCCCGUCAGAUUCAGACCCCUGAUGAAGUCCUUCAUAAAGUGGCAACAGCAAGUGCAGCUGCAGCAGAAGCAAGGAAGAGGAGGAAGGAGCUCACCAAGCUAAAACACCAUUACGCAAGGUAGAGAGAAACAGUCAAUCACAGAAACCAGUUGAGUUUAUUUAGGUAGCGAGUUUGUAGCAGCUGCAUGUAAAAUUCUAAUGUCAAUGAGAAAGUAUCAUAUUUGAGA